Microthlaspi erraticum is the source of this 375-nucleotide messenger RNA. The record is from the annotation of a GenBank genome assembly. Lineage: Eukaryota; Viridiplantae; Streptophyta; Magnoliopsida; Brassicales; Brassicaceae.
AUGAUUCCAUAUGUUCAUCUAGCCAACAAACUAGCUGAGAAAGGUCACCUGGUAACUUUCUUGCUUCCCAAGAAAGCCAAGAUACAACUCGAACCUCUCAGUCUGUUCCCGGACAGCAUUGUCUUCGACCCUCUUACCUUCCUCAUGUUGAUGGUCUCCCUCUUGGCGCAGAGACAACCGCGGAUAUCCCAAACCCUUCCGGGAAUUACAUGUCCGAUGCCAUGGCACUCUUGCGCGGUGCAUCGAAGCAAAGGGAUUAACCAACCACCGGGUUAUCCUUCCUCGAAAAUGGUGUUACGUGGGUACGACGCUACCCUCUGUUCUGACUCGCCAUUUCCUGCGCAAGGAUUCUUCGUGGGAUCGCCAAUAGUCUAA